GUCGCAAUGAUAAACAAACAAGCAAACAGAAAUUAAACGCUGUGAAUUUAGCCUAGAUUGAAUUACAACUUUUAAAUGUUGAUGCACUAAAAAUAAAAAAGGAACCCACCAAUUUCAUCUAAAUUCUUUAUUAUUAUUACAAAUAGACCUAAUAUUAUUUCUAUUUUAAUAAUGGUCCUACAUCUGUGUUAAUAAAUUUGGCUCAUUAAUAACAUUAAAAUCUGGACAAUCGGGUGAACGACCCUGACAAUCACAGAAACAGCUGUGAUGUCAGAAAGUUGGAAACAACCGAUGUCUUUUUAAAAGGUAUCCGAGACCUGAAGAACUGUCCAUCACACACUUUCUCAACAUUUGCCCUAAUCCUUAAAUGCAGAUGGCAAAUAUUAUUAUUGAACAAUUGAGUGUCUUCUCACUAAAUAAAGCUGAACCCUGACUUUAGAUGUCCCCUGCAGAGAAGUAAUGUUUCACAAUGAAUGGGGAGCUGAAACCAAAAACUUUUAAAUAUUUUUCGUAUGGCAGCAAUUUGUUGAAGGAAAGGAUUCUCAUCAAUAACCCAACAGCACAAGUUUUUGGCACUGGAAAGCUUCAUGGCUAUCAUUUGAAGUUUGACACACCUGCUGGUUGUGGAAAAAGUCGAUGGUAUGGUGCAGCAGCAACAGUUCGUCCAAAAGAAGGAAGCUUUGUAUAUGGUGUUAUUUGGGAUGUUAACCUUGAAGAUAUGGAAAAACUAGAUAGUCAAGAGGCUCAUUAUUACCCUAUUGAAGUAGAAGUAGAACAUGAUGGACAGAUGGUGAAGUGCAGAACUUAUGAGAUGCAAAAAAAGACAACUGGAUACUGCCUUCCAAGCCCUCACUAUAAGAAGGUCUUAAUAGAUGGAGCUCGUCAGAAUGGUCUGCCUGAAGAGUAUGUAGAAUAUUUAGAAAGCUUUGAGGACAAUGGUGUGACAAAGACUCCCCCCAAUUACCGUAAAGUCAUGGAUAUGGUUGAAACAUUUAGAAAUGAUGAGGACAAUAGCAACGAUGCAGACAAAUAUCGGAAAAAUUCUUCAUAAAAAGUUCAGCAUUUUAUUUUAUUUAAAGCAAUGUUCAAUUCAGUGGUGUGAAAGAUGUGCUUGAAGUCAAUAUCUGUACUUGAGACUUUUUUUUUUAUCAAAUGAAGCCAUUCGCUCUUAAGUUUAUUUAGAAUUUAUUUUUUUUAUCAUUGACAAAAUGAAAUUUGACAGUACUUUGAUUCUCUUUUGCUAAAUCUAUCCUUCCCUUUGAUUGAAGAGAAAUAAAAGUGUUUCAUUUGAAUUGAUUAGUUGUAUUCCACGGAUACCUUGUAAAAACAAAAAUUGGUUGUUUUAAACAUCACCUUUUUUUUCUUUUCUGUAAACCAACGACUAAAAUAAAGACUCAAAGCAACAAUGUAACAAGCCAGUCUAUUAGUGUAACAAGUCGAUUAUGAAGAUGGAUCUCAAUUCUACUUGUAUGAAUAAUUAGGCCCCAUAAUAUUUUAUACUGAAAAAAAAAAUAUCUUAAUAUGAAAUUACUUUAAUAUGUUUUUGGAAAAAGAAAAUUUACCUUCUUCGCUAAGUGGCUGAUUUUGCCUUACAUUGUACAUUUAAAUAUCCUGACAUAAUCUAAUGAACUAUUAUGUUGUUGGAAUGUUGUUACUGUCAUCCACUUGUAAUAAUUGGUCACGCUAUCUUAUAACUAAUAUUUAAGUACAGGGACAGUAUAAAGUAAAUGGAGAGGCCCCUACACUUUUUUGAAAGCUUGAAUGAAAUCCAUUGAUUAAUAAUAAUACUUAAUCUAAAAGCGUGCCAUAGUUUGGAGAAAAAAAAAGAUACUUGUAAAUUUUAUCUAAUUUUCCUUCUUUUUGUUUUUUAAUUUAAUAUUCAUAUUUUAGUUUUAAAAAAGCAUAUUUUAGAGUUUGUGGAGGGUAAGGCCAUGGGUCAAUGCACUGCCAUAAAUCUGGGGCUUCAUUUGUAUAUUUCAAGCAUGCUAUAAAAAAAAAGUGGAUACUUCUUAACCAUGAUACUGCUGCCAACAGUAAGAUUUUAAGCACUGGUAUUGUAAGUAUAGUUUAUAAAGACAAACAAAAAUUAAAAGUUGAUUACCCUUAGCCCCACUUGCCCUCAUCAAAUCCAGCCCUGUUAAAGUAGCAUCUCAUUAAGGUCCAUACAUUCUUAGAGGCAGUUCUGUCAUGAUGAAUGACAACAAUAUAAGUUUAAUCAAUGUUUAAAGUGAUGUUAGCUUCAAGUAGACUUAUAGAUUUUUUUUGUGCAAAUUUAUCUAAAUAUCUCUUUACUAAUUGAUCAUUCAGAUUUUGUUUAUUAUAUAAAAGAAAUAUCAAUAUUCACCAAACUAUUUAUUCAGGAAUUAAAAUAAUAACAAGGAUUAACCAUUUAAAAGGAUGUAUAAUAAAAGCUUAAGUAAAGAAAAUAUUUAGGUUAAAUGUUUUUAUCUAAGCAUACUCAUCUGCAGUUCCUGUUAUUAACCUUUAACUAUAAAGCUCUCUUUAAAAAAAAAAAAAAAAAAGCAAACCUUUUUUUUAAAAAAAAAAAACCAACUACAUUUCUUGUAAAAUCAUUGUUCAUGUUUGAACUGUUGGAGUCAAUGCUAGACAUAAAUUUGUUCUAUGAAAUAAUUCAUUUUGCUUUUAUUACUCAGUCAUUGUAGAAACAAUAAAUUCUUAGUAUUUUACUGUAUUAAGAUAUUAAUAGAUAAAUAUUCCUAAACAAUGUGUAUCGGCUAACAUAAUGGAGACACUAUCUAUUGUAUAUAUUACUGUACAUCAAUUGAUACAGAUCUUUAACACUGUUUUUAGCGGCCCCCGUAAGGGGAAAAAGCCGCUAUUAGGUUUGUGCAAAAUGUCCGUCUGUCCGUCUGUCCGUCUGUCACACUCAGAUCUCAAAAACUAGAAGAGAUAUGAAAAAUAUUAUUUCAUCAUUAAAUCCGGCUUGAAAAGUUUAGGUGCAACGGCUACUUUUGGUUUUCUAAAAGCAAACCGUUUAAUUUAUAAAAUUAAUUAUGCAAGCGAUUUUUUCAUAAAAAUACACCAAUUCUAAAACAAUUACGUAAAUGUAAGGGAGGCAAUGUUACAAUAUGCUAACAAAGAUGGACAAUUUUUGUGUAUUUUCAGUAUCACUAAGUCAAAUAUAUUUUUAAAAUGUACAGGAAAUGUUUACAACAAAUACAAAUAAUAGUUAAAGACGUUUUUUCUGGUCAACUAGCUGCUAAAAUUAAAAGAAAACAUUUCUGUUUGUUUAUAAAGGCUAAUAAUGCACUUUGUAUGUAAAUAUCACGCACAUUUUUUUAAAUGGACUUUUUAUGCAGCGAUUUUCGUGCAGUAGCGUAACGUCGCAACAUGAUCAGGUGCUAAACCAAUUCCUUAAACUUUUUUUAAAAAUCAGAUUUUAUUUAUUUUUUGUUUAGUGCCCCCAUCCGAAUAAAAGAAGCUUAUUUUUGUGCGUUUUGUCUGUUGGUCGGUCUGUCCGUCACGAUUAGAUUUAAAAAACUAGAACUCUAAAAGCUAUUGAAAAUCUGAUUUACCCUUUAAUGUUCCUCCCAUAACAUCUCAAUAGUUUUAAGUAUCUAAAAUUGAUUGUUCCGGAUUUUUUUGUGCAAAACUAAUCAACGCCAACAAAUGUUUGUUUGCUCUUCUAACUUAUAUUACAUUCAAUUUCCAUGCUUAAACGUUGCAAAAACACAUUAUCAAUAAUAUGUUGUUCCGUUUUUUAUGUAAAUAGCAUAUUAAUGCUAAAUCAUAAUCUCUAUACUGACUUAUAUUUCAUUAAGUGUAAAAAUGUUCCGGAUAUUGUUUUAUAAAACAUGAAUUAUGCCUAAUGAUUGUUUGAAAUCGCAUAAGGCUUUUAAAAAAAGUAAUUUACUAGAAUUGAUUACUGAAAAUUACUUUUUAGACAUUUAAUUUUCUUGUAAAACAUAACAUAGAAGUUUUGUAAUCGAUAAAGAAAGUUCCGGAUUUUGUUUCUUACAAAUCGUCGCCAGAAAUUUCCGAAUUUAUUUAAAAAUCUACUAACGCCAAAUAAUUGUUUGAACUCCCUCUUCUAAUUAAUAAACAAAUAAUCUUCUCAUUUACGAAAUAAUGUUUUAAUGGAUUUUUAUGAAAAAUAUUUUAACUCACUACUCUCUUACAGUACAUUUAACUUUCUACCUAAAACAUUAAAAAAUCUAAUUAUCGUUAAUAUUAUGUUCCGAUUUUUAAGGAAAACGGAAUCCAAACACCAAAGUAAGGUAUGAAAAUCUCUCCACGUGGCUGUAGUACAUCUCAUUUUUAUACGAGACCAUCCAAAAAAUUUAAUUAACGGUAUUACAUUUAUCUGAAAUUCUCUUUUUCUUUUACUAUUUAUACAAACAUCCGGAACAAUCUAUUAUAUAAACUUUUCAAUUGUGUUCAUACCUAAAAAUUAUUGCGAUGUUUUGAAACGUAAAAUAAAGGUUAAUCAAUUUUUAAUAACUUUUAGUUGUUUUUUUUAUAUCAAGAUAACGGACAGACCGACUGACAGACAAAACGCAAAAACAAUGUGGCUUUGAUCCUUUUUAAAUAAUAUCUAUUAGAACUCAGUGCACCAAUGUCUAUGAACCCUCGUUAAAUAUCUCGUGUAAAUAAAGACAUUUUUUUUUAUGGUACCGGUACUAGCCUAUUGUGAGGUAAUGGAAUUUUUUUUCUUUGACGUCAUAUGAAUGGACUCUUUAAAUGUAAUGUUAAAAGAACGCACUCGGUGCACCAAUCUCUAUUAACCCUCGAAAAAAUUGCUUGUAUUAAUGAAAACAUAUUUUAGUCUAACUAAGCCGUGUGACGUAGUGUUUUUUUUUCCUUUGACGUCACAUGGAAUGAAUUCUUUAAAUGAAAUGCUAAAAGAACGCACUCGGUGCACCAAUGUCUAUGAACACUCGAGAAAUGGCUCGUGUUGAUAAAGGUGAUUUUUAGUCUAGCUAGGCCUUGUGACGUAGUGUUUUUUUUUUCCUUUGACGUCAUAUGGAAUGAAUUCUUUAAAUGAAAUGCUAAAAGAACGCACUCGGUGCACCAAUGUCUAUGAACACUCGAUAAAUGGCUCUUAUAGAUGAAGGAGAUUUUUAGUCUAGCUAGGCCGUGUGACGUAGUGUUUUUUUUCCCUCUGACGUUAUAUGGAAUUAAUUCUUCAAAUGAAAUGAAAAAAGAACUCGGUAUAGUAAUGUUUAUUAAGCCUCGUUAUGUGACUCGCGUUUAAAAAAGGAAUGAUAUCUUGAUUUAGAUCUAAUCUAGAUUUUUUAAACUAGAUCUAGAUUUUUAUUACAGUAUAUCUAGAUCUGGAUUUAUAUUCUAAUUAAAAUUAUUUUAGAGUCUAGAUCUAGAAUUUCUAGAUCUAGUUUAGACUAAAAUAGACUAGAUUAAGAUGUAGAAUUUCAAUUUCUAAACUUAAAGUGUAAAAAAAAAAGUGUAGAUUUUCAUUUCCAAACGUUUUGAUCAAUAUUGUAAUGUUUUAAUAUACUAAAACUAAUCUACUAUUUUUUUAUUAAAUUUAAAUUUAAAUUUACGGCAAAUGAAUCUUUGAAACAUUAUUACUUUUGACCAUCGGAUGGCUGCCUGGUCGUGCGGUUUGCGCGCUGGACUGUCGUUCAGAUUUAUGGAUGGCCCAGGGUUCAAACCCUGCCCGCUCCCAUCCCCCGUCGUCCUGCGGGAGGUUUGGACUAGGAAGUAAUUAUCUUCAACUCUGAAGGAACAUCCGAAACGUGUAAAACAUUUUACAUCAAAAUUAAAUCACCUCUUGAAUAUUAUUUGCGAAUAUGCAGAUCCGACAGGGAUCCGACUUCGACGGGGGCCGCCUCUGAGUUUGUGUAACACAAACUCUCUUUGUAAUCUUGUUAGCGGCCCCCGUAAGGGGAAAAAGCCGCUAUUAGGUUUGUGCAAAAUGUCCGUCUGUCCGUCUGUCCGUCUGUCCGUCUGUCACACUCAGAUCUCAAAAACUAGAAGAGAUAUGAAAAAUAUUAUUUCAUCAUUAAAUCCGGCUUGAAAAGUUUAGGUGCAACGGCUACUUUUGGUUUUCUAAAAGCAAACCGUUUAAUUUAUAAAAUUAAUUAUGCAAGCGAUUUUUUCAUAAAAAUACACCAAUUCUAAAACAAUUACGUAAAUGUAAGGGAGGCAAUGUUACAAUAUGCUAACAAAGAUGGACAAUUUUUGUGUAUUUUCAGUAUCACUAAGUCAAAUAUAUUUUUAAAAUGUACAGGAAAUGUUUACAACAAAUACAAAUAAUAGUUAAAGACGUUUUUUCUGGUCAACUAGCUGCUAAAAUUAAAAGAAAACAUUUCUGUUUGUUUAUAAAGGCUAAUAAUGCACUUUGUAUGUAAAUAUCACGCACAUUUUUUUAAAUGGACUUUUUAUGCAGCGAUUUUCGUGCAGUAGCGUAACGUCGCAACAUGAUCAGGUGCUAAACCAAUUCCUUAAACUUUUUUUAAAAAUCAGAUUUUAUUUAUUUUUUGUUUAGUGCCCCCAUCCGAAUAAAAGAAGCUUAUUUUUGUGCGUUUUGUCUGUUGGUCGGUCUGUCCGUCACGAUUAGAUUUAAAAAACUAGAACUCUAAAAGCUAUUGAAAAUCUGAUUUACCCUUUAAUGUUCCUCCCAUAACAUCUCAAUAGUUUUAAGUAUCUAAAAUUGAUUGUUCCGGAUUUUUUUGUGCAAAACUAAUCAACGCCAACAAAUGUUUGUUUGCUCUUCUAACUUAUAUUACAUUCAAUUUCCAUGCUUAAACGUUGCAAAAACACAUUAUCAAUAAUAUGUUGUUCCGUUUUUUAUGUAAAUAGCAUAUUAAUGCUAAAUCAUAAUCUCUAUACUGACUUAUAUUUCAUUAAGUGUAAAAAUGUUCCGGAUAUUGUUUUAUAAAACAUGAAUUAUGCCUAAUGAUUGUUUGAAAUCGCAUAAGGCUUUUAAAAAAAGUAAUUUACUAGAAUUGAUUACUGAAAAUUACUUUUUAGACAUUUAAUUUUCUUGUAAAACAUAACAUAGAAGUUUUGUAAUCGAUAAAGAAAGUUCCGGAUUUUGUUUCUUACAAAUCGUCGCCAGAAAUUUCCGAAUUUAUUUAAAAAUCUACUAACGCCAAAUAAUUGUUUGAACUCCCUCUUCUAAUUAAUAAACAAAUAAUCUUCUCAUUUACGAAAUAAUGUUUUAAUGGAUUUUUAUGAAAAAUAUUUUAACUCACUACUCUCUUACAGUACAUUUAACUUUCUACCUAAAACAUUAAAAAAUCUAAUUAUCGUUAAUAUUAUGUUCCGAUUUUUAAGGAAAACGGAAUCCAAACACCAAAGUAAGGUAUGAAAAUCUCUCCACGUGGCUGUAGUACAUCUCAUUUUUAUACGAGACCAUCCAAAAAAUUUAAUUAACGGUAUUACAUUUAUCUGAAAUUCUCUUUUUCUUUUACUAUUUAUACAAACAUCCGGAACAAUCUAUUAUAUAAACUUUUCAAUUGUGUUCAUACCUAAAAAUUAUUGCGAUGUUUUGAAACGUAAAAUAAAGGUUAAUCAAUUUUUAAUAACUUUUAGUUGUUUUUUUUAUAUCAAGAUAACGGACAGACCGACUGACAGACAAAACGCAAAAACAAUGUGGCUUUGAUCCUUUUUAAAUAAUAUCUAUUAGAACUCAGUGCACCAAUGUCUAUGAACCCUCGUUAAAUAUCUCGUGUAAAUAAAGACAUUUUUUUUUAUGGUACCGGUACUAGCCUAUUGUGAGGUAAUGGAAUUUUUUUUCUUUGACGUCAUAUGAAUGGACUCUUUAAAUGUAAUGUUAAAAGAACGCACUCGGUGCACCAAUCUCUAUUAACCCUCGAAAAAAUUGCUUGUAUUAAUGAAAACAUAUUUUAGUCUAACUAAGCCGUGUGACGUAGUGUUUUUUUUUCCUUUGACGUCACAUGGAAUGAAUUCUUUAAAUGAAAUGCUAAAAGAACGCACUCGGUGCACCAAUGUCUAUGAACACUCGAGAAAUGGCUCGUGUUGAUAAAGGUGAUUUUUAGUCUAGCUAGGCCUUGUGACGUAGUGUUUUUUUUUUCCUUUGACGUCAUAUGGAAUGAAUUCUUUAAAUGAAAUGCUAAAAGAACGCACUCGGUGCACCAAUGUCUAUGAACACUCGAUAAAUGGCUCUUAUAGAUGAAGGAGAUUUUUAGUCUAGCUAGGCCGUGUGACGUAGUGUUUUUUUUCCCUCUGACGUUAUAUGGAAUUAAUUCUUCAAAUGAAAUGAAAAAAGAACUCGGUAUAGUAAUGUUUAUUAAGCCUCGUUAUGUGACUCGCGUUUAAAAAAGGAAUGAUAUCUUGAUUUAGAUCUAAUCUAGAUUUUUUAAACUAGAUCUAGAUUUUUAUUACAGUAUAUCUAGAUCUGGAUUUAUAUUCUAAUUAAAAUUAUUUUAGAGUCUAGAUCUAGAAUUUCUAGAUCUAGUUUAGACUAAAAUAGACUAGAUUAAGAUGUAGAAUUUCAAUUUCUAAACUUAAAGUGUAAAAAAAAAAGUGUAGAUUUUCAUUUCCAAACGUUUUGAUCAAUAUUGUAAUGUUUUAAUAUACUAAAACUAAUCUACUAUUUUUUUAUUAAAUUUAAAUUUAAAUUUACGGCAAAUGAAUCUUUGAAACAUUAUUACUUUUGACCAUCGGAUGGCUGCCUGGUCGUGCGGUUUGCGCGCUGGACUGUCGUUCAGAUUUAUGGAUGGCCCAGGGUUCAAACCCUGCCCGCUCCCAUCCCCCGUCGUCCUGCGGGAGGUUUGGACUAGGAAGUAAUUAUCUUCAACUCUGAAGGAACAUCCGAAACGUGUAAAACAUUUUACAUCAAAAUUAAAUCACCUCUUGAAUAUUAUUUGCGAAUAUGCAGAUCCGACAGGGAUCCGACUUCGACGGGGGCCGCCUCUGAGUUUGUGUAACACAAACUCUCUUUGUAAUCUUGUUAGCGGCCCCCGUAAGGGGAAAAAGCCGCUAUUAGGUUUGUGCAAAAUGUCCGUCUGUCCGUCUGUCCGUCUGUCACACUCAGAUCUCAAAAACUAGAAGAGAUAUGAAAAAUAUUAUUUCAUCAUUAAAUCCGGCUUGAAAAGUUUAGGUGCAACGGCUACUUUUGGUUUUCUAAAAGCAAACCGUUUAAUUUAUAAAAUUAAUUAUGCAAGCGAUUUUUUCAUAAAAAUACACCAAUUCUAAAACAAUUACGUAAAUGUAAGGGAGGCAAUGUUACAAUAUGCUAACAAAGAUGGACAAUUUUUGUGUAUUUUCAGUAUCACUAAGUCAAAUAUAUUUUUAAAAUGUACAGGAAAUGUUUACAACAAAUACAAAUAAUAGUUAAAGACGUUUUUUCUGGUCAACUAGCUGCUAAAAUUAAAAGAAAACAUUUCUGUUUGUUUAUAAAGGCUAAUAAUGCACUUUGUAUGUAAAUAUCACGCACAUUUUUUUAAAUGGACUUUUUAUGCAGCGAUUUUCGUGCAGUAGCGUAACGUCGCAACAUGAUCAGGUGCUAAACCAAUUCCUUAAACUUUUUUUAAAAAUCAGAUUUUAUUUAUUUUUUGUUUAGUGCCCCCAUCCGAAUAAAAGAAGCUUAUUUUUGUGCGUUUUGUCUGUUGGUCGGUCUGUCCGUCACGAUUAGAUUUAAAAAACUAGAACUCUAAAAGCUAUUGAAAAUCUGAUUUACCCUUUAAUGUUCCUCCCAUAACAUCUCAAUAGUUUUAAGUAUCUAAAAUUGAUUGUUCCGGAUUUUUUUGUGCAAAACUAAUCAACGCCAACAAAUGUUUGUUUGCUCUUCUAACUUAUAUUACAUUCAAUUUCCAUGCUUAAACGUUGCAAAAACACAUUAUCAAUAAUAUGUUGUUCCGUUUUUUAUGUAAAUAGCAUAUUAAUGCUAAAUCAUAAUCUCUAUACUGACUUAUAUUUCAUUAAGUGUAAAAAUGUUCCGGAUAUUGUUUUAUAAAACAUGAAUUAUGCCUAAUGAUUGUUUGAAAUCGCAUAAGGCUUUUAAAAAAAGUAAUUUACUAGAAUUGAUUACUGAAAAUUACUUUUUAGACAUUUAAUUUUCUUGUAAAACAUAACAUAGAAGUUUUGUAAUCGAUAAAGAAAGUUCCGGAUUUUGUUUCUUACAAAUCGUCGCCAGAAAUUUCCGAAUUUAUUUAAAAAUCUACUAACGCCAAAUAAUUGUUUGAACUCCCUCUUCUAAUUAAUAAACAAAUAAUCUUCUCAUUUACGAAAUAAUGUUUUUACGGAUUUUUAUGAAAAAUAUUUUAACUCACUACUCUCUUACAGUACAUUUAACUUUCUACCUAAAACAUUAAAAAAUCUAAUUAUCGUUAAUAUUAUGUUCCGAUUUUUAAGGAAAACGGAAUCCAAACACCAAAGUAAGGUAUGAAAAUCUCUCCACGUGGCUGUAGUACAUCUCAUUUUUAUACGAAACCAUCCAAAAAAUUUAAUUAACGGUAUUACAUUUAUCUGAAAUUCUCUUUUUCUUUUACUAUUUAUACAAACAUCCGGAACAAUCUAUUAUAUAAACUUUUCAAUUGUGUUCAUACCUAAAAAUUAUUGCGAUGUUUUGAAACGUAAAAUAAAGGUUAAUCAAUUUUUAAUAACUUUUAGUUGUUUUUUUUAUAUCAAGAUAACGGACAGACCGACUGACAGACAAAACGCAAAAACAAUGUGGCUUUGAUCCUUUUUAAAUAAUAUCUAUUAGAACUCAGUGCACCAAUGUCUAUGAACCCUCGUUAAAUAUCUCGUGUAAAUAAAGACAUUUUUUUUUAUGGUACCGGUACUAGCCUAUUGUGAGGUAAUGGAAUUUUUUUUCUUUGACGUCAUAUGAAUGGACUCUUUAAAUGUAAUGUUAAAAGAACGCACUCGGUGCACCAAUCUCUAUUAACCCUCGAAAAAAUUGCUUGUAUUAAUGAAAACAUAUUUUAGUCUAACUAAGCCGUGUGACGUAGUGUUUUUUUUUUCCUUUGACGUCACAUGGAAUGAAUUCUUUAAAUGAAAUGCUAAAAGAACGCUCUCGGUGCACCAAUGUCUAUGAACACUCGAGAAAUGGCUCGUGUUGAUAAAGGUGAUUUUUAGUCUAGCUAGGCCUUGUGACGUAGUGUUUUUUUUUUCCUUUGACGUCAUAUGGAAUGAAUUCUUUAAAUGAAAUGCUAAAAGAACGCACUCGGUGCACCAAUGUCUAUGAACACUCGAUAAAAGGCUCGUAAUGAUGAAGGCGAUUUUUAUUCUAGCUAGGCCGUGUGACGUAGUGUUUUUUUUUUCCUUUGACGUCAUAUGGAAUGAAUUCUUUAAAUGAAAUGCUUAAAGAACGCACUCAGUGCACCUAAGUCUAUGAACACUCGAUAAAUGGCUCUUAUAGAUGAAGGAGAUUUUUAGUCUAGCUAGGCCGUGUGACGUAGUGUUUUUUUUCCCUCUGACGUUAUAUGGAAUUAAUUCUUCAAAUGAAAUGAAAAAAGAACUCGGUAUAGUAAUGUUUAUUAAGCCUCGUUAUGUGACUCGCGUUUAAAAAAGGAAUGAUAUCUUGAUUUAGAUCUAAUCUAGAUUUUUUAAACUAGAUCUAGAUUUUUAUUACAGUUUAUCUAGAUCUGGAUUUAUAUUCUAAUUAAAAUUAUUUUAGAGUCUAGAUCUAGAAUUUCUAGAUCUAGUUUAGACUAAAAUAGACUAGAUUAAGAUGUAGAAUUUCAAUUUCUAAACUUAAAGUGUAAAAAAAAAAGUGUAGAUUUUCAUUUCCAAAAGUUUUGAUCAAUAUUGUAAUGUUUUAAUUUAAUAUACUAAAACUAAUCUACUAUUUUUUUUAUUAAAUUUAAAUUUAAAUUUACGGCAAAUGAAUCUUUGAAACAUUAUUACUUUUGACCAUCGGAUGGCUGCCUGGUCGUGCGGUUUGCGCGCUGGACUGUCGUUCAGAUUUAUGGAUGGCCCAGGGUUCAAACCCUGCCCGCUCCCAUCCCCCGUCGUCCUGCGGGAGGUUUGGACUAGGAAGUAAUUAUCUUCAACUCUGAAGGAACAUCCGAAACGUGUAAAACAUUUUACAUCAAAAUUAAAUCACCUCUUGAAUAUUAUUUGCGAAUAUGCAGAUCCGACAGGGAUCCGACUUCGACGGGGGCCGCCUCUGAGUUUGUGUAACACAAACUCUCUUUGUAAUCUUGUUUAUAUUUAUGCUUGCAGAAAAAAAUAAUAAACAUUUAUGGCUGUGCUGUUAUUUAAACAUAGUGCUUGAAAAAAAAAGUUGUUUUUUUUUCUUAUAUACCGGUACACCUUUAUAUCUGUAUAUAUAUAUAUCUUUGUUUCUGUGAUGUACUUGUUAUCAUUGACAUAGUAAUUGAUUUAUUAAACUAAUAGAUGGCUGUAAACAUGCAACAGUUGUAGCUUGGUGUUUUUUGUUUAAUUCAUUUUUGAAUUCACUUUUGUUUAUUUGUUUGACAUUAAUUGCUUUUCUUUAAUAAAUCAUUCAAUGAAUACUUCCUAAAAUGAUGUGCACAUUUUCUUUUUUUUUCUUUUAUCAUGAUCAUCUGUUGUGACAUUGAGUGGUCUUGUUUUGUUUUUUUCUUCUUCCUUUUUGUUUAAAGAACCCAACCACAUUACAAUGAAUACAUUAGUAAUUAGUAAGAAAACAUUUGAAAUUGAAUGCUGUUUUUUGCAAAUGUUAUUCAUUUGAAAUCAUAUAAUGUAUAGAAUAGCAGGCUGGGCAACCCUGUGAAGCAAAUAAAUUUAGAAGCUCACAGUGUGCAAGUAACAUGAAAAACAACUUGAAAACAAUUGAAUGAAAUGAUAAACAUUAUUCUAACUCUUCAAUUUUUGACAUUUGUGAAACAGUAUCAGUUUUUUGUUAAAGUAGAACAUCAAUGCCCAACUAAUUGUAAGUUUUACUUUUUUUUUUCUUUUACCAGCAGAACUAAAACAAAAAGGUUUUAAUUUUCUUGAACGAAAUGAUUAUUAUGGAGGGUAAAUGAAAGAAAUAACAUCACAUUUAUAUUUUCUAACAAACACAAAAAAAGUCCUUUUUUUUAAAAAAAAAAAAUUGAUCUGUGAUUGUAUAAAAUAUCUUUUUAGAUUUAAAAAUAUUCCACUGUUUUAAGUGGAUGUUUUUUUUUUUGUUUUGUUUUAUAUAAAUUGGACAUGUUAACAGUGCACCAGCUGGCUACUGAAAUACCAUCUGACAGCAUUAUUGAUUAACUUACAAAAAAAAAAGUUACAUUUACAUUAUAUACUUCUUUUUCUAACAUUGGCAAGUUGAAUGAGUGCAACAAUUGUGAUCUAGUUAAUCCAUAAUUUAUUGUGUAUAUCUUUAGUUUUGAGAUAUUUUUGAAACCAGUAUGAGUACAAUUUUACAGAAUAGAAUGUUUUUCAUGUGUUGGACUUUCCAUAUUUUUCCUGAAAUGAUGGCCAUAGAAAGAUUUAUUGUUUAAUUAGAAAAUUGCAUUGGUCAGCUUAAACAACAUAACAACUAUUGAAUAAAAUUAUUCUGCCAAUCGAUCUGUAGGUCUUAAGUAAAAAAACACAACUUAGUAAUAUUUAAAAUGUAUAGACCCAAUACUUGUUUUUUUUUUGUUUUUAUUUAUUUCAAGAAACAGAAUUAAGAGCUCAUCCCAUCCUUUAUUGAUUAAUAAUAUAUCUGUAUCAUCAUUGCAGUUCUAAAACCUUUCUAUAUGAAAUGCAUUUCAGAUUCAAUAAAAUUAGGUAAUUAUAAACUGCAAUAAAUUUUAGUUCAUUUUUGAAUGGAUUUUUUUUUUAACCUGUACUUAAACAAAUGUUGUUUUUUUUUGUUUGCAUUUUCUUCUUGUGUGAGGUUUUAGUAACUAUGUGUGGACAUGUAUACAUAUUCAAAGCAUUAUUUCAAAAAUGCAAACAGUCAAUGUAUCUAAUGUAUUCAGCUAUAUAUUUUGUAAUAUUUACCUGAUUAAACUUUUGAAACCAUU
Molecule: messenger RNA, 13868 nt
Organism: Biomphalaria glabrata
Lineage: Eukaryota; Metazoa; Mollusca; Gastropoda; Planorbidae
Product: gamma-glutamylcyclotransferase-like
Exons: 4
Coding region: 470-1051 (193 amino acids)
Molecular function (GO): gamma-glutamylcyclotransferase activity
Source: RefSeq, a predicted model, not a curated record